Messenger RNA from Musca domestica (house fly), 1191 nucleotides. RefSeq names its product elongator complex protein 5 (gene Elp5). Gene Ontology annotation, molecular function: tRNA binding. Gene Ontology annotation, cellular component: elongator holoenzyme complex; nucleus; cytosol. Lineage: Eukaryota; Metazoa; Arthropoda; Insecta; Diptera; Muscidae. The record is from RefSeq and is a predicted model, not a curated record. The coding region runs from base 116 to 877 and encodes 253 amino acids. The transcript has 3 exons. Gene Ontology annotation, biological process: tRNA wobble uridine modification.
AGAUCCCUAUUGAGCGAAUGUGAAUGUAAACAAACCGUCACAACGUGAUAGCUUGCAUUCGUCGGUGAUUUCUCCCCCAAAUGAAUCAACGUUUUCAUAAUUCAAUUGUGCGAAUAUGUUGUCCAACUUAAUUGUAACAACUCAAAGACUUGUUGUAAUUCUUGAUGAUGUAGGUCGAGAGAAUAUUUCACAGAAAUUUCUUACACAACUUCUCAAAGAACAAGGAGAAGAUGGUUUCAUAAAAACCUAUCCCUUGAAUGGUCAGUUAGAUGGUAUCAAUGAAUUGCAAAAAUUCCUAGCUGAGAAUAGCAGCACCAAGUUAUCGGAAUGCAAAAAAUGGAACGUUAUUUUACCAAAUCUUUCCGAUUGGUUGGCAUAUCAAAAACCUUGCGAAAUCUUCUGUUGUCUAAACAAGCUGAAGAAAAACGAAAAUACUAAAAGAACGUUUCUUUGGAUUUCGAAGCAGCAUCUGCUCAACGAUCAUGCAUUGUUUUUAGUCGCUGCUUGUGAAUAUAUGGCAGACAUUGUAUUGAAUCUGCAAACGAAUAAGGAGCUAACGGUUUUAACAAGAAAACCCGGCGGCGGAGUUACAAAUAACCGUUAUACAUAUACCAAAACUAAAAAGGAAUUUAUGGUCCAAUUAAAGAAGUCUGAUGCUGUGUCAAAGAAUGCCAACGCAGCCGAUAUGGAUAGCGACAAAAAAGAACAAAUUGGAACAUUUAAAAUCGAAUUGGAUGAAGAGGAAAUUAUGGCGCGAAAUGCCAUGAAAAUGCCCUAUGAAAAGGCAUUGGAAGCCACUGAGAGCAACAUUAUUUACACUCCCGAUGCUGCCGACGAUUUUGAUGAUGAAGAUCCCGACGAAGAUUUAAAUAUUUAAGUCAUGCCAGCAAUUAAGGGAUAUAGUUCUAAUUAUUAUACAUAACUUUAGUUAGAUAUAUAGAGUGUAAUAAUUUAUACAUAUUUUUUUUAUAAUUGAAGAUGUAGAACAUUUGGUUACCAAUGAAAAUGAAUGCAGUGAAAGAAGUUUAUCGCGUUAAUUAUUACAAUGAUGAAUUGCGUUUUAAACGUGAAUAGCAAAGAAACUUAAAAAAAUAAUAAAUUAAGGAUAUUGGUUAUUACAAUAUUGCCAACUUAUGUGCCAAAUUCCACUUUGACAGAACCUAUUUUUGUUUCUGCGUGUUGAUAAUUAAA